Messenger RNA from Pyricularia grisea, 1002 nucleotides. RefSeq lists its product as uncharacterized. Lineage: Eukaryota; Fungi; Ascomycota; Sordariomycetes; Magnaporthales; Pyriculariaceae. Bases 1 to 1002 code for a protein of 333 amino acids. Gene Ontology annotation, cellular component: nucleus; mitochondrial inner membrane. Gene Ontology annotation, biological process: apoptotic DNA fragmentation. The transcript has a single exon. The record is from RefSeq and is a predicted model, not a curated record. Gene Ontology annotation, molecular function: metal ion binding; nucleic acid binding; single-stranded DNA endonuclease activity.
AUGUCGACCACAUUUGGAAAGGCAACCAUCGCCGCCAUCGGCGUUUUCACCGGUGCAGCUGCCACAUUUAACUUCAUCUCUGGCGAUAAAGCAGCCACACCGGUUGUAGCCGAUAUCACUUCAAAACCCGGAGAAUCCCAGAAACUACCAGCACCGGGUACUGCGGGUGGCCCUCCCCUGCCUUCCACGCCCGUCGACCCUGCAGGUCUCUUCAAGUACGGCUUCCCAGGCCCAGUCGCCGAUCUGGCAGCACGCCAGGCGUUUAUCUCCACCUAUGACCGCCGGCUACGCAAUCCCCACUGGGUUGCCGAGCACAUAACCCCAGAGUCGCUUGCCAAACGCGACGGCGAUCGCAAGAACUCGGCCUUCCUCGAAGAUCCCAGCAUCCCUGAUAAGUUCCGCGCCAAACUGAAGGACUACUUCCGCUCCGGCUUCGAUAGAGGUCACCAGGUGCCCGCGGCCGACUGCAAGUGGUCACAGACCGCCAUGGACGAAACAUUCUUUCUCAGCAACAUGUGCCCUCAGGUCGGCGAGGGGUUCAACCGGGACUACUGGGCCCAUUUUGAAGAUUUCUGCCGCCGUCUGACGACCAGAUACCCAAGUGUGCGCAUCGUCACAGGUCCUCUGUACUUGCCCAAGCGUGACCCGGCCGAUGGCAAGUGGUAUGUCAAGUACGAGGUCAUCGGCAACCCACCAAACGUCGCCGUCCCGACGCAUUUCUACAAGGUCAUAUUCGCCGAGGACGGUCGUGAAGGUGGCAAUGUCGCCUUGGGCGCAUUUGUGCUUCCUAAUGCCAAGAUUCCAAACGAAAAGCCGCUGACCGACUUUGAGGUGCCCCUCGAAGCUGUGGAACGUGCCUCGGGGCUCGAGUUUGCAGAAAAGCUGCCCGUAGCAAGGCGUAGGAGGCUAUGUGCCGAUGCGAACUGCGCUCUUAUCAUCAAGGAUUAUGCCGAUAGGCAAAAGGCCUUCACCAAAGGCGCUCCUCCGCAGAAGACUUUGUGA